UGACUCCAAGGAGGAACUAGGGGAAGCCGGGCCAGUUUGGCAAUUAGGUAGCUCAGGAGCUUUGACUUGGAAGCGACAAGUACAAAGCCAGGCCAGAGAGUUAGGUUCAUAGGUUCACCUUUGCAUCCCGCUGGUGUGAAUGGAAGGGAGUGAGCCUGGCGCUGGGUCUCAGGCUCUGAUAGGUGGAAAGGGGAAGGAGGCGGAGCCUGGGAAGUCGGACUGGGAAACGAGGCGAGCUGCUAAGGGGGGGGAAGAGAAAAAGAGGAAGAGAUGUUACUUUAACCCCAUGGCCACACCCAUUACACUUAUGGUGUCUAGAGCAGUAGGAGGGAAGAAAUAUUUGCAGGCCGACUUGGGAUUCUCUAGGAGACAUUUAUUUGCAGGGUUUCGGAAGAAAAGCCACCCUGGGAAACCUCCCUUUUUCUAUCUUGGGUGCGUCUGGCGGAGGUACGCCCCGCCUUCCCGAGAGGCCGCGGGGCACGCGGUUCUGCGCAGGCGCGCGCUCUUCCAGCGCGCCUUUCCCGGCAGGCUCCUGUGGGCGUGGCUGCGCGGGCAACAUGGCGGCGCCCCAGGCGGUGAUGCUUCCGGACAAACUAGGCCACAAAAGGUUCAGGGCCGCCCUGAAGAAGGAGAAACGGAAGAAGCGCCGCCAGGAACUUGCUCGAUUGAGAGACUCAGGCAAAAAUUACAUGAGGAGUGGUUACAGCGGGAGCAGAAGGCACAGGAAGAAUUCAGAAUAAAGAAGGAAAAGGAAGAGGCAGCUAGAAAACGGCAGGAAGAGCAGGAGAGAAAGUUAAAGGAAGAAUGGGAAGAACAGCAGAGAAAAGAGAAAGAAGAGGCGGAGCAGAAGCUACAGGAGAAGAGAGAGAGAGAGGAGGCUGUGCAGAAGAUGCUGGAGCGGGCUGAAAAUGAGUUGGAAAAUAGUGCCACAUGGCAAAACCCAGAACCACCCACGGAUGUAAGAAUAAUGGAGAAAGAUCGAGCUAACUGUCCAUUCUACAGUAAAACGGGAGCUUGCAGAUUUGGAGAUAGGUGUUCACGUAAACACAAUUUCCCCACAUCGAGCCCCACCCUUCUCAUCAGAAGCAUGUUUACAACAUUCGGGAUGGAGCAGUGCCGAAGGGAUGACUAUGACCCCGACGCCAGCCUGGAGUACAGCGAGGAGGAGACCUACCAGCAGUUCCUGGACUUCUAUGAGGACGUGCUCCCCGAGUUCAGGAACGUGGGGAAGGUGAUCCAGUUCAAGGUCAGCUGCAACUUGGAGCCUCACCUGAGGGGCAAUGUGUAUGUUCAGUACCAAUCGGAAGAAGAAUGCCAGGCGGCCUUUUCCCUGUUUAACGGAAGAUGGUAUGCGGGACGCCAGCUGCAGUGUGAAUUCUGCCCAGUGACCCGGUGGAAAAUGGCAAUUUGUGUCCCCAGCAGCUCUCCACUAGCUGAUGUAGCUUCUCAAAGCCAAGAAAAUUACAACACUCUCAGUUUCACUCAACCAACUUGUGAGGGGGGAAAAGCAACCUAUAGUUUAUCCACAUUAUCUACUCAAGAAAGGAGGAAAAAUUGGACUUGCCCUGGACCAGUGCUCAAUUCACCCUCCCAAUAUACUUUCCGCUUUAUUCUAUUCCUGUUUUCAUCAGUCUCUGCAUUAGCUCCUUUUCCUUAGAAUACAUAUGUUCAACCCUCCUCCGUACUAAGAAUAGUAUUUUUCUCACUCCCCUACAAAAAGGACCAGAUGGAGUGGGAAGUGUAGGAUAACAAAACAUUGAGAGGAAUUAAGUUACACCUGUUCUCAAAACCACCAAUGUUCCUUAAAAAAGACAAACCCAUUACCUUAAAAUUCCCCAGACAUUAACCCUACAAGGCUGAUGACGCAAAGUAAAGUGAUCUGGGAAAACUACAACGAAAACUGGUAAGCUAGCAAUUACCUGAAGGCUUAAGGCUUGUUGAAAUGAGAAUUGCUAAAGUAAACUAGUGGUAUUGAAUCCCAAAUUGAAAAUCUAAUCUCUGAUUUUCUCUUUCUAUUAUAGUAACAAUGUACUCAAUGAGAAAACAAUUUACAUUUAAUAAAAAUAAAGUGUAACUUGAAAUUAAUUUCUACUCCACCUUUUCUUGCAAAUGGGCAUCAUUUAUUCCUUGCAUUAUAAAGUAAUAUCACUUGUCCUUCAUGUUCUAGAAUACAGCAGUCCUUUUGAUUACUUCUCACUGAAUUCUGUAGCAAAGUCCUAACUCCCAAUACUAGAACCCUAUUCCCUAUGCUGAGGAGCAAAGGACCAGAGAGUAUCCCAGCUCACUGAGAUCUGUUCUCAGCGAGGAAUAAAAAGAAGCACUUUUUAAGUACCUUUUAGAUGACAGGGCUUACAGGGCUCAUGGGGUCAGGGUUAUUUCACAACCAGUUAUGGGGCAUUAGGAAAAUCAAGUGAUUUUUUACAUUAAGUUAGGAAAGGGCGGUAAGAGCAAUAACUGCUCCAGAUGGUAUCUAAAAUGGUAGAGCACAGAGAUGCUUCACUUUACACACUGAGACUUUCUAGCAAAUGCUACUGUAUGUUUUACCUAAUGGAUCAACAGUGUAUCACUUCCAUUCACCCAGCAGUUUGUAAUUUAAAAAUGACAAAAUAAAAUAUUUUAUACUUAUAAAACUUGCGCAUUUUACACCUCUAGGAAAAGAGAGGGUGCUCAAACAUUUGCAGAGUUAAUACCAUUAAGUUAAUGUCCUGCUCCUAAAUCUUCUCUCACUUGAUAUCCCUGAGUAUCUUUGCCAUAACAUUACAUAGAACUGAUCUCAUUUCUUUUAUAAUCAGUUAACAGUUUCAUAUAAGGCCAUCUGCAAUUUUCUGUUUCCCAUUGAUGGACAUUUGUGUAUGUUCCAAUGGCUUAAUGUUAUAGUGACCAUGUGUCUUGGUGCAUUUGUACAUUUGUAUAUUGGUGUAUUUUUAUAUUUCUGUUGGAUAAAAUUCCUUGAAGUAUAA
This is a messenger RNA of Pipistrellus kuhlii (Kuhl's pipistrelle), 2960 nucleotides long. It is a transcript of the gene ZRSR2, whose product is annotated as zinc finger CCCH-type, RNA binding motif and serine/arginine rich 2. The transcript is spliced from 10 exons. Gene Ontology annotation, biological process: mRNA splicing, via spliceosome. Gene Ontology annotation, molecular function: pre-mRNA 3'-splice site binding; metal ion binding. The record is from RefSeq and is a predicted model, not a curated record. Gene Ontology annotation, cellular component: spliceosomal complex; U2AF complex. The coding region runs from base 140 to 1657 and encodes 505 amino acids. NCBI's taxonomy places the organism in Eukaryota, Metazoa, Chordata, Mammalia, Chiroptera, Vespertilionidae.